Strongylocentrotus purpuratus (purple sea urchin) is the source of this 10452-nucleotide messenger RNA. RefSeq names its product receptor for egg jelly protein (gene REJ9). Gene Ontology annotation, biological process: regulation of transcription by RNA polymerase II; cell fate specification. Lineage: Eukaryota; Metazoa; Echinodermata; Echinoidea; Camarodonta; Strongylocentrotidae. The record is from RefSeq and is marked provisional. Gene Ontology annotation, molecular function: DNA-binding transcription factor activity, RNA polymerase II-specific; RNA polymerase II cis-regulatory region sequence-specific DNA binding.
UUAUUUCCGAAAUCAGAUUAAAAAUAUUAUACAUAGUAAAAUAUACAAAGUAAAAUAUUUAUACAUGUAUACAAAGACAAAAAUCGGUGGAAAGCCCAAUUCAGCAGUGUUUAUAGAACGCUACUGUUCUUCCUUGGGGUCCUUAAUUGAGAGACCUUCAUCAGAACCAUGAUGAAAAGCAGCGUUGCUGAUCAUGUUUUUAUCCUGUAUAAAUAUGAUUCAUUAAAUAAAUAACAGUAAUAAAGCAUGUACAAAAGAAUAUUUGCUUUUCAAUGAAAUACAUUUUAUUGCGUGGUUACUCUCUGUUUGAUAAUGUGAUCUUGCACAAGAUCGAAUCCCUGCCCUAGUUCUAGUGCCCUGGUUUCAGUGCCCUUGGUCUAGAUGCCUUGAAGUCAAACUACCCCUCGUUUCUGUGCUACCACACCACUUUUUAGCUAUAGUUGAACGUAACAAGAACCUUAUAUAACGCAUCCUAAGUCGUCAGCAAUGUUAUUGAUUUCCUUCGUCUUAAUCGAUAUUUAAGAUUUUGUGAAGAGUUGCAUUGCGAGAUAAGGGUUUGAUGCGCAAAAGCAGAUAUUGAUUGUGAGGCGGAGAUGGGACUAACUGCACCCUCGUUUUUUUUUACGGUAGACCAUUGUGCGCCUUAACAGUCGGUGUAAACGGAUGUCUUCGUCUAUGCCAGCUUGGAUAUAUCGAAAUAUGUCCCUCCUUGUGUAGAUUAAUUUGGAUAAUCUUUACCAGCAUGCGAUGUGUGUUUGUACUAGUCCUGCUCCUAGGAGUAGCUAGUGCGAAGACGCAGGACUCAAGUUCGUCUUGGUGGACAGGGAGUGAUUCUUCUUCUUAUUCAUGGUGGGGGUCUUCAUGGUUGGGAUCUUCAUGGUUGGGAUCUUCAUGGUGGGGAUCGUCGUGGAGGGGCUCUUCGUAUGAAUCUUCUUGGUGGGGGGAUUCUUCGUGGUACGGGUCAUCUUGGUGGUGGUAUUCGUCGGAUGGCAGCUCGUUCAACUUUCCCGUUGACAUCCAAGGGCUGAUCCAGGUAUUUGGCCAGGCCAUCAACGCCGACACCAUGCCCGAAUCCAUCGGAAUAAUUUGCGACAGUUUCGAAGAACUUGGGGAGUUACUGCCAGAGGGGAUGCAGUCUUUUAUUUGCGAUACCCUCGUCAAUGAUCCAGAGGAUGCUGAUUUUAACGAGGCAUGUGAAGAAAUAAUGGAACUGUUUGUGGGCGAAUUUGAAGAUGAAGAACGCGAGAAACGAGAUGCUUCGUCUAGCUCAUCCUCCUCCUCCUCCUCCGGGUCCUCCCUAUCUUCGUCUUCCUCCUCAUCCUGGUCCUCCCCAUCUUCGUCUUCCUCCUCAUCCUGGUCCUCCCCAUCUUCGUCUUCCUCCUCAUCCUGGUCCUCCCCAUCUUCGUCUUCCUCCUCAUCAUGGUCCUCCCGAUCUUCGUCUUCCUCCUCAUCCUGGUCCUCCCGAUCUUCGUCUCCCUCCUCAUCCUGGUCCUCCUCAUCCUGGCCCUCCUCAUCCUGGUCCUCCUCAUCUUGGUCUUCGUCGUCCUGGUCUUCGUGGUACUCAUCGUCAUGGUUGUCGGGUUCCUGGUCGUCUUGGUGGGAUUGGGAAUCAGACUGGGAAUAUUCAGAAUGGUGGUCUGGAUCUGACGACUGGUGGUGGGAAUCAGACUGGAGUGAAGGAGAUGGUGAAUGGGAUAUUGUACUCGAUCAGUUCACCGAUGCUCUCGGUAUUGUCGAUCCCGAUAGCGACCAAUCUGUUUGUCGUGGCGUGACCGGUACGAUGCAGUACGAUUCGAGUAGUGUUAGUGACAUUAUGGACGAAUAUGCUUAUGAUUUUAUCUUACUAGUCCUCUCCGAUGAAGUUAACAGAUGCCGGAAGUCAUCUGAAUUCAGCAGCUCAUCAUCUAGCUUCAGCAGCUCGUGGUCGGAAAGCGAUAACUCUUCGUCUUUCGGUGACUCUUUCAGCUUCAGUAGCUGGUAUUUUCCUGAUCUUUCCAUUCCUGAUGUCGUGUCCACGGUCGUGAUGACGCUCGGGGACUAUGCAGACAAAGAUGAUUACUGUACCGACAUUGUGCAAGCAGCUUUUGAUGAAAAGAAUGGGAAUCGCGAUGCUCUAGACACAAUACUAGAUACAAUGAAAUCGAAUAUCUUUGAACUUGUUUCUUCGAUGUCAUUCUGUGAAGACAUGUUGGAAAAUCUGAUGGAAGAGGCUCCAGACUUGAUGAACAUGACGUUCAGAUUCAUCAACAUCACUCAAUUGGAUAUUUGUACUACCAUUAUUGAUUCUUUCGAUGAGGAUGCAGAUUUUGAUAUUGAUUUUCCUUCAUCUUUCCCAGAAGGAAGUUCAGAUUCAUGGUCAUCCUCCUUUAGCUGGUCAUCCUCUUUCUUGUCAUCGUCUUGGUCAUCCUCUUUCCCGUCAUCCUCUUCCUCGUCAUCAUCAUCUUGGUCAUCCCCUUCCUCGUCAUCAUCAUCUGGGUCAUCCUCUUCCUCGUCAUCUUCUUCCUCGUCAUCCUCUUCCUCGUCAUCAUCAUCCUCGUCAUCAUCAUCUCGGUCAUCCUCUUCCUCAUCAUCAUCUCUGUCAUCCUCUUCCUGGUCAUCAUCAUCUCGGUCAUCCUCUUCCUGGUCAUCAUCAUCUCGGUCAUCCUCUUCCUGGUCAUCAUCAUCUCGGUCAUCCUCUUCCUGGUCAUCAUCAUCUCGGUCAUCCUCUUCCUGGUCAUCAUCAUCUUGGUCAUCCUCUUCCUGGUCUUCAGCAUGGUCUUCAUCAUCUUGGUGGUGGUCUAGCUCUCCGUGGUCGUGGGGGUCCAGCUACGAAGGUGAAUGGGAUCCAAUCGAUCCACGCGUCGCCGAACAAGUCCCUAUUGAAAUUUGGAUCCAGCUUGCUGGACGAAUUUAUCAAGCCGAUAAUUUGCGGGAGGGUGCUCUCAUAUUCUGUGAAACUGUUCCAGACACGUUAAUGGAUAGGGUAGCGAAGGAUAUGUGCCAGGCUUUGGACGACGAAAACUUCUAUGAGUUUCUCAAACUCUGCUACCAAGUCUCGCACGAAGAUGAUUAUGAUGACUGGGAAGACUGGGAGGACUGGGAGGACUACACGGAGGAUAUUUUCUUCGAUAGUCUACUUGAUACGGUUCCAUAUGCGUUGAAUAUCAGUACCGAGGACCCUUAUAGAAUGUGCAAGUCCUACACCGACCUGUAUUCAUUGGACAAUGAUGGAAUAAAAGAAAAGGCCAACAACCUGAUCUCUGCCAUCGUCUACUACAGUGGCGGCUGGCUUUACAGCACUUCCUGUUGGAGAUACUAUGACUGGAGGCAUUUUUGGCCAUCCUCGUGGUCUUCUAGCUGGUCUUCCGAGGUAUCAUACUCCUUCGAUGAAUCAAGCACGCUCUGGAAUUACAAAGUACCUUCCGUUGACUCCCUGGACAAUGUUCUCUCAGUGAUCUUCCAACAACUUGGCGAUUGGAGCAGUGAGGAGCAAAUGUGUAAGCAGGUAGCGUCUAUAUCAGGAGACCCAGACCUCAGCGAUGAACUGUUUGAUUUGCUAGACGACAUGGUCAGCAACAUCCUGGAAAUGACGACCAAUCUUCGUUCCUGUAGGAACUUUGUCAACACAGUGACAAGCAAUGGAAUUCUCACCAGUGAAGAUAUAGAGGAAAUGACAGGCUAUUCAAGUGCUUCUGAUCUAUGCGAUUUCGUCGUGGAAACUUUCUCGGCAAAUAGAAUCAAAAUUGACGCUAUUGAUCUCCCCGAAUUAGACGGAUAUAGCUAUAGUGAUGAUAUUUUUGGUUAUCUCGGGGAACAAGCCAUGGAGUCUGGUAUGAUCGCCCCACUGAUUCCCUUCGAAACGGCUGUCAAACUGAUUGCAAAGAUGUACAACGCAAAUAACUUUCCGGAGAUGAGCGAGAUAGUUUGUGAUGUCAUGGGAGAAUACCUGGCUCGUGUACAUGGUAUGGGUGACGUUGUAGAGCCGAUCUGCAGGAUCUUUACCAGUUCCGGUUCUGACCCCCAGGAUUUGAUAUCGGACUGCGAAGAAAGUCUGAUCCCAGCCUACUACGGACCCGAUUAUCCAACCGCCCUUCGUGAAUUUGACGUUGACAAGUUAUUGGACUUUAUCUCUGAUUACAUUGACAUUGAUCUAAGUGUCCUUGAAGAAGAAGAUCCACAGGGGAUCUGCGUUGAAGCGGGUGAUACAGUCAAAGAAAUACUGACAUCAGACAUGAGUAUCCUGGACUUUGGCAAGGUCACCAUGGUUGAUAUUGGUACAUGGAUGAUCAAUGAAUACGGGAUGGCGUUUUGCGAGCAGAUUGACCAGAUUCGGUCCUAUCUCGAAGAUUUGCAAUGGUGGGAUAAUUACGGUCAAUGGUGGUACUGGGAUUCGUCAGUGGAGGAGUUCGAUUACUACAGAGACACUCCACGUUUCCUCAGACAAGAAGACCUUGAUAUCAUGGAUGACAUCAUGGGCGUCCUCACCGGGAUGGGUAGCAUGGACAGGGUCUGUGACAGCAUGGUCGAUAGCAGGGAUGAUCUCGAAGGCUACAUGGAAUUCAUGGCUGAUCAAGUGAUCGGGAUCUUGGAGAACGUGGACCGAUGCGAGCGUUUUGUCGACACUAUUGAGGAUAUCAUCAUGUCCGGGGACAUCUUUGAAGGGGGUAACAGCUGGGAUGUCAGCUGGGAAUCGUCUUGGACAUGGUGGUCGUCGUCCGCUCCAUACAGGAUGGACAUCGAUGACAUCCUGCGAAUGAUUGGAUUUGAAGGCAAGAACGACCUGUGUCUGGCUGUUGUCCAAGCUUUUACUGAAGAGACCGUUGAGGAAUGCAGAGGAAUCGUCGAUUGCGCCGGUGAGUGCAACGGGCCCGCCCGUGAAGACUGCGCCGGCGUCUGCAAUGGCGACGCUGACACCGAUUGCGCCGGCGAAUGCAACGGGGAAGCGUACAUCAAUUACUGCUUCGAGUGCGUAGGUGGACGGACGAACAGGGAUGAGGAAUUCGGAGCUGAUCGAUGUGGUUUGUGCAAGCAGGCCAAGGACUACAAAGAAAUAUGGGAUUGCUCUGGUUCCUGCAACGCCACUGCUUUCUAUGAUCGAUGUGGAGAAUGUGUUGGCGGAGAUUCGGGCCUAGCCGAGGACGCCAAUGACAACCGCCUCGAUUGCCGUGGGGUGUGCGAUGGAGACUGGGUGGAUGAUACAUGCGGAUUCUGUGAACCCUACUCGAGAGUCAACUACACUGGUGGCAGUAAAUACAUGGACUGCUCUUCCACCUGUGUCACCCCAGGAUUCCCUCGUGGUCAGGAGAAUGACUGCGGUGAAUGCUACGGAGGUAACACAGGACUCGAUAUCGAUGAAGGUCUCAAUGCUUGCGGUCAGUGCGAGAGCGAUGCCGAGGCUGACGAGCAGUCGUGUGCCGGCUGCGACGGAGUUCCCGCCAGUGGUUUAGAAUACGAUGCGUGUGGAACAUGUGGCGGUGACGGUUCAGAUUGUGUCGGUGUACUGGAAGUUACUCCUAAUGUUGUACCGAACAAAGCUACUUCGAUUCACGUGUUAGGAGCCGGCUUCAACAGUGAUGCAUCCCUAUCAUGUGUCUUCAUUGACGGCAGUGGUGAGCAAUACGAAGAAGAGAUAGAUAGUCUAGUGAGCUACUACGAGCUGUAUUGUACCACCCCUGCUCUUGGUGCAGGUGAAUAUGAUCUGGCUAUCAAGCGUAACAGUGACUCAGUCUCAGAAUUCAGACAGAGUAUCUACGUAUAUGAAGAUUUCAGCUUUACCAGCAUUAGCCCGACCGAGGCCCUAGUUGAUGUGGAUCCAAGACUUCAGACAUUCGAGAUCACGGCUCCAUCUGGUUCAUUCAGUGAUCUUAGGUCACUGUCUGACUACACUGUCGUCCCGUCCGUCUUCGUUUCUCCUGAAGACGAUGCCGAGACUGUCUGGAAUAGUGAGGGUACAUUCACUAACGAUAGGACGUUUACUGUCGACUUCAUCCUACCUACCACAUCGGGUCGAUUCUACGCCUUCCCGAGCAUCAACGGACAGGACAGUCUUCUCGGAGACCCUGUGACGCUGACUGCUUACUGGGCAGCACCGACCAUCGAAUCAGCUCAGUUCUCCCCCACAGGUGCUUUCUUGUGGGUGGAGUUUGGUGCCCCUGUCCACUACUACGACCUCCAAUCGUGUGAUAGUAUCUUCGAGGAUGUGGAUGGUCUUGGGAGGGGUGCCUGGUGUAUCUGGGCUGGCCCUAUGAGUCUGGCUGUCAUCUUCGGCUCCGGAAGUAAUCUCUUAGGCGUCGGGGACAGUCUGACACUGAAGGACGACUCGGUGUAUGCCUUCCUGCAGGAUUAUUCUUAUCCAGCAAACGGCAGCGUGCCCAUCCAGACUCCCGAACAAGCCCUCAUCCCGACCGCCAUCCUCUCAGGACCAUCAACCAUCCCCAGCUGCGGGAACGUCGUACUUAAUGGACGUCGUUCGACUGGAUCUGGCGCUCGCCCUCUCACCUACGAGUGGUCGGUCAGCGCUUCCACCGUCGAAGCUAACCUCACCGACGCAUUGGAUACCAUCAAUGCGGCCAACGGAGGUUACGGAGUAGCAGACCUCGUUCUAGAUGGAGCCCUUCUAACCGAAGCUGACGAAGAGUACGAGUUCACACUCGAUGUCACUAACUUCCUCGGUGAAUCCAAUUCGGCUCCCCUGACCGUCGUCCGUACGGCCACGCUCGCACCUGAGGUCAACAUUCAACCUCGUGGUGUCGAUGUCGAAUACGUCAAGGUGGCCGACCUGUUCUACCUGGUUGCCGACAUCAAGUACUAUUCCGAGUGUGUAGCGGCUGGCGAAACAGUGAUCGAAUGGUCGGUGAACGACACCAGCGUGGCUCUCAAUCUCUUCACCAUGUACACACGCGCUCUCAGGGUAGACGAAGGAUCACUGCCAGGUGGAGCGACCAUCCUCUUCACGGUGCGAGUGUACAAGUCUAGUACUCCUAGCCAAGUCACGGAGACCUCUAUCCUAGUCACCACCCAUCAGUCGGAUCUCUUUGCUAAGAUCGAUGGCGCUACCGAGUUCACUGUGGGGCGCGACAGCGGAACCAUCACAUUGGUCGGUACCAACUCGAUUGAUCCUGACGAACAGGCUCGUGACUGGGAGUACGUUUGGCUUUGCGAACAGACGGAUGACAACUCUGCCUGCUGGUCGUACGACCCCGACGCACUCGGCACGCUGAUCAUCAACGAUAGCAACAGCGGUAUGGGCGUGCUCGAGUUCGAUGCCCAGGCGCUUGAGGCAGACAAGACUUAUCAAUUCAGCCUGACCGUCAGGAAGGAAACGAGAACGGCUCAGACAUUUGUCACCAUUCUGGCCGUUAAUGGAAACCCACCUAAGAUAAUCCUGACUACAAACGAUGACGACAGCGUGAUCAACGACGACGUACCUCUCGAACUGACAGCCUAUAUCUUCCAUUCAUCAGAUCUGUCCAAUGUAGACUGGGCCACUGUUGAUACCACGUCAGGUUAUUCUUACAUCGACCUGACUGAUUCCGAAAACCUGCUAGGAGAAGCACAGCUCCUUGAGACUGGGGAUGGUCUCAGUAUUGCAACCAUCACUAUUGAUAGAGACAUUGUCCAGCGUGGUGCGAGCUAUGCAUUCUCCCUCAACGUAACGGACAUAGAUGACCAGUACAGUACUGUGAAGAGCUACGUCGUAGUCCGAUCAGGACCGACAUCGUGCGAGUUCUCCGUACCCAGUUAUGAGGAACUUGAUGAGGUGACGUUUACGACGGAGAACUGCGUCACCUCAGCUGACGCCUACCCACUCAACUACCAGCUCUCCGUGGUCAAAGCCGACGGCGAACUGGAGAUCAUCACCGAGAGGAACUCCGAGCCAAGUUUCACUGGUGUCGGCAAACCAAAGCUAGAAGGAAGUGAUAACAGAACAUACAUCAUCACUGUUUGUGAUAAGAACGAGAUGUGUGCUACUUGGAUUGCCGGGACGAAUGUUUCACUGAAGUUGAGUUUCUCUGCUGCAGACAUCAACUCCUUCAAGGCUGACUUCGUCAAUGCAAAGACUUUCGGUGGUGACCAUAUCGGAGCCCUGGCUAAUCGCAACAUGCUGGCCUCUAAGGUGGAGGACGAGGAAUCGAGACGACGUCGUACAGCUUCGGACGAGACGUCAGCCACCGCAGCGGAACAGAUGGUCCUGAUCGCCAAUGUGUUGGAUAACACCGUACUUGAUACGACCACGGCUCAGAUCCUCAUCGACCAGAUCGCAGCUGUAAGCCCAGCUCAGUUGUCGUUGGAAGAUCAAGAUACAUUCUUGGGCUACAUCAUCCAGAUCGUGAACGUGUACGUUAGUGAAGAUGUGAUCAUUCCCGAUUCCAGCGCCGAGAGCAUCCUUUAUCAGCUAGCCGUCAUCGGGGAAGGACUCACAGCCACAGACAACGGUGCCAUGAUCAACAAGAUAAAUAAAAUCACCGGCAAGAUCACGACAUCAAUGACGGGUUCAUUGGCGCUUGGUGCACCUCGACAGGAGAUCAUCUCAGCCGACAUCACAGUCGGUGUCAUGAGGGCUCUCCUGACCGGCAGCUUCUCAUCUGCUAGUACAGGGUCUGGAGCUGCGACUAUUGACUUUGGCAGUGAACUCAACAGUCUGUUCGGGAGCGCUUGGAGCUGUGCUGAUGGAGAGACAUGUUCCGGAGUGACCAUUACCUUCGCUCAUUACACAACCGACAAUGACCCAUUCUCCACUGAUGACGAUGAUCUCAAUUAUCGAGCAGCUGAUAUCAUCAGCAUCGAACUGUCAAACCCAUCGACAGGUGCCAAAUUGAACGUGAGUGACCUGACCACACCGGUGACCAUCUCCUUCCCUCUGACCGUCUCCCUGACCGGUGUCUCUUACGACUGUGUCUUCUGGGACUAUGACAUCAACGACUGGAGCACGGAUGGUCUGACAUCGACCACGGUGGACAGUAGCACGGUGUCGUGUGAGAGCACCCAUUUGACAGAGUUCACCGUCAUCGGAUCGCCCGUCCUGACCACGGAGACGCCACCUCCAACGGCAGAAUCUGAUGAACUUGAUGGAUUAACAAGUCUGGUCCUAUAUAUCGCCAUUGGAUGCGCUGCUGGAUUCAUUGUUCUGAUCUUUGUGGUGAUACUACUGAUCUGUAUGGUGAUGAGGGUUAAUAAGAAGUCAGCAGUGGCUUCUACCAGCGUCGAGAGCGGUCAAUCCAGUCAACCACCACCACCACCUCCACAACAAAACUCCGUCGCCAACCCCAUGCCUCCAGGCUACGGCUCCCAGCCGCCGCCCCCACCUUACGGGUACGCCCAGCAGAACCCUUACAACGACCUGCCGCCCCCACCCUUUGCCGUGGGACCCUUUGCCCCUCCCCCUGUGGCUCUGGUCGGUAAUGACGGUAGGGUUGUCAAUGGAACAGUUGACACCACCAACAACCCCGCCCCGAAGGGUAAGAUGGCCAAGGCUGCAGACGCCGAUAACUCCUAUAUGGAUUACAUGAAUAACGUGGUAGGACGACCAGGUGGUAUGGGUGGCGGUAUGCCGGGUGUGGACAAUGUCAUGCCAAGCUACGGUGGUGCCAGUACCUCACCUAGGGCGCCAUCUGCGACGGGUAGCCAUUCGUCUUAUCAUCACUAAAAGCUGAAAACACUAUACGAUCCAGACCUACAAAUGUACCUCCCAACAUAAUUACCUAUAUAUUUAUAACAAAAUAAUCAUAACAAUAACAUUAUGACCUUCCUUAUCAUUGUGAUGUCUCGAGUAUCUUCUGAGUACUGACUGAACAAUAUUUUGGGUCAGAUUUUAUGGAUUGAUAUCUCAGAUGUCAGUGGUAAUAGGCCUACAUAAUAAUGCUGUUUUUACCAAUUGUAAAUCGUCAAAUGUUUCCCUUUAAACCCUCCAGAUAUACAUCAAUACCAUUAAUCACAAUGUUUAUAAUUCCAUACAGAUAAUUCGUGCUGAAUGAAUCUUUUACCCCUAGUGGAUGUAUACACUAUGAUCAAAAUCGACGUUGUGAGUGUAAUAAAAAAAAAUAGCACAUAAUAUAGAUAGCAUUGAGUAAGUAAAGUGUGUGCCGUUUUUUAAAAUGAUUUAGUUUUCAAAAUAUUAUACCAUUUAUACAUAAUGUAAUUAUGUAACUUAGAAACCUCCUUUUACUAUCGAAAAAAUAUAUAGCUGCGUAUUAUGAUACAUAUGAAUAUCAUUUAGUAACGAUUCAGAUUUGUUUUAAUUCAAUAUUUUUAGGUAUGCAUAUUAUUUUAUGUAAGUAUAUUUGACGACUCUUUGAAGUCUGUAGAUAUCCAUUAAAUUGACUUUUAUUUGAGAAAUUAGAAAGUGAUUUACAUGAAUAUUGAGAAUGUGAUUUGCACCGAUUUUUAUAAGAUUUGCAGUGAAUAAAACAAUGAAAACACAAUUCUUACUAUUAUAAUCUGUGUCAUUCUUUAUGAGUAGUAUCUUUAUAUAUA